AAAUCCACCGGUGAUGGGGUUGAGACCAGAGGAAGUGGGGAGGGACUGUAAGAAAAAAAAUGUGAAUGGACAGUAUAAAAGGGAGUGACUGUGAAUCCGCGGCAAUCACGGUUAUCGAGUGUCUGAUAGCGAACACUGAUUUCGCUUCUCUGUUGUCCCUAUAACAUAUUUACUUAAUUAAACCGUGUUAACUUCCACCAUGAAGCUACUCGGCGUUUCUGCAGUUACUGUGGUCAUGGCCUUUGCUCUCGCGGGAGCUAAGAAACGCCCAGAGCACGAGCACAAAGUAGAUCAGGGAUGUUCGUGGCAACUGUGCAACGCUACGCGGAAUAUGGAAAUUUGCAGUGGCUGUAUUCAGGGGCUGAUAGAUGAAGGAACUCUCCCGGAGAAGGAACUAUUCAUGUGUUUCAAUAACACAGGAGACUGCCAUGGCUUCCAGACUGACGAUCUCGCCGAUCUGAGGAACUGCAUGACCAAAGCCAGUGCAAGUCUGGGAGAAUGCAUCGCCAUCCCUGAAGCGGACACAGCGAACUAGCAAGACCCACGGAGACCUACGCCCACAAACCCUGAUUCUUUGGCCAUUCUGUUGUUCGUAAAUCACUAGGAUUGGGAAUCUGCACUACACUCCUCGGCCUGCCUUUUGUUCGCCUGCAAUAAAGCAUAUUGGGGAAAA
Molecule: messenger RNA, 673 nt
Organism: Penaeus monodon (black tiger shrimp)
Lineage: Eukaryota; Metazoa; Arthropoda; Malacostraca; Decapoda; Penaeidae
Exons: 4
Coding region: 200-535 (111 amino acids)
Source: RefSeq, a predicted model, not a curated record